AUGCCGCCGACGCGCCUGGUACGGCGACAGCCGUUGUCGGAGAGGAUCAAGGCGCGUCUGAAUCCUGGCGACUUUUAUCUGUGGCUUUCGGAGGAGAUUCAGACGUUUGACUGGGACUCUACCGCUUUCGGCACUCGGUUUGGACUUGCGGCCAACUUUCUCUUCUUGAUUGCAAGGGCUAAUAUCGUCUCGCGUCCGGAUGUGGAUGAUGUUUUUGGCGAUGCUCCAGCCAGUGGCCCGUUGACCUUCUUGGCUCGUUUUAGCAUGUGGGCUUUGACUGCCAUCUCUUGCCUGAACGCCUUUUACACCCUGACCCGAUCGCGUACCUACCGUCUAUUCGAGGCAAACGUCGAGCAAAAUGCCCCCUCCACGCCCUCUGCGCAUCGCGUCCGCGUCGAUUCUUCACCCGCGUCUUCGAGCCCAUUGGGCGUAAUCCAGAGCCUCCUGAGUUCCGAAACCGCCGAGCAGCGAGCGCACCCCGACAAGACACGCGAUGUGUGGGAGAUGAAGGUCUGGGAUCCGUAUCCGGCCACGCUUCGCCUGUUCUGCUUGUUCAGCCCCGGCCACGUCUUGAUUCACUGGCUCUUCUUGCCUCUCGUUGCCAUGGACCCCCGCCCCAGCGUCACCGUUUUCAAGUGCAUGGCUCUGCAAGCCAUCCUCUCCGCCCAGAUGUGGCUCUUGCACUUCAAGUUCACCCGUCAGGGCAAGGACAACGCCAUCAUUCAGAAGGAGGUCAUGCAUGAGUACGACGUCAAGUAUGUCCACCCUAGACUGCACCCUGUCUACCGCGAGGUUGGCAUUCAGGUCUCCAUCAACGACGACAAGAUCGAACAGGAAUACGUCGCUGUUGGGACGCCAUCCUCUGUCCUCCGUCGUAGCUUUGAGACGCACCCCAACCCCAACUACGCCAAGAUCAUCGACCCCGACGGGCUUCAGGCCAUCAAGCCGAGAAAUACAUUUGCUGGCACACCUAGGGGGCGCGUUUCCACAAACCCAUUCACCCCCCUCGCGGCGAAAACAGCUAGACCCAGCACCCCAGGCACCAUCUCGACCCCCUCGGCCCAACUCCUCGGCUACCCCGACCGCGGAGACCACCACCACCUCCCGGCCUCAGUAACUGUUAACCGCAGAAGCACCGCCGCCCCAGCCGUUUCGUCGACCGGGUCCUUUACCAAAUCUUUUACUUCCUCGUUUGAAAACGAAGCCUCGACCCCUGCCCCUCAACCCCCGUCAAUGAACAGGGCUGUCUCCCCCUUCAAGGCAGGAACGCCGAUGCGGUCCAGCUCGGGAAGCAACCCGCUGGGUGUCCCCCCGAGCUACGGCGGAAGUCUAGGGCUGCAUCAGCACAAGGACAGCCCCCUGAAGAAGGCGAUGAGUAUGGAGGGGAUCGGGAGGUCGCCGAGGAACAACAGGGAGAUGGCGGCGCUGGAGCAGAGGCAGUUGAAUGAGAGGUUUAGGGAGAGGAGCAGUCCUGUUAAGCAGAGGUUGCAGGGUACUCUGGGGAUUGAGCAGGAGGAGGAGGGCGAGGAGGAGGAGGGGAACAAUAAUGCAAGUAUUGGGGGUGGGAGUAGUUUGGCGCAUUCACCGGAGAAGUUGGCGAAUUUGAGGGCUAAUAGGUGGACGCAGGAGAGGUUUCCCACUCGGAGGUUGUGAUGGAAGGUAAGGUUGCUUAUUUCUAUGCCUGACUUUGCUACCUAUGAUAUGGCAACAAUGGGGGAGAUGGGGGAACUGGACGGCGUUUUUGGGGCCUGGAUUUUUGCUGAGAAAUAAGGGCAUGGGGACGGUGGUUUCAUGCAUUUUAUGGGGGUCUUGGGAUGAGGCGUUUUUUUUUUUGGUGGUGUAUUGUUCAUGCCUUGUAUUGUCUGCCCUGGUGCCUUACUUGUGGCUGGGGGCGGAUAAUAUAAAUUAGAGUAGUAAUUGAUUUUUAUCAGCUUUUAGUCAA
Molecule: messenger RNA, 1942 nt
Organism: Podospora pseudopauciseta
Lineage: Eukaryota; Fungi; Ascomycota; Sordariomycetes; Sordariales; Podosporaceae
Exons: 3
Coding region: 1-1653 (550 amino acids)
Biological process (GO): maintenance of rDNA; regulation of exit from mitosis
Source: RefSeq, a predicted model, not a curated record